This is a messenger RNA of Linum trigynum, 210 nucleotides long. The record is from the annotation of a GenBank genome assembly. Lineage: Eukaryota; Viridiplantae; Streptophyta; Magnoliopsida; Malpighiales; Linaceae.
AUGCGCCGAGCUCUCAAACCUCGUCGCGGCCAGCCACUCGUGCGUCUCCAGCAACGCGACCAGCAGCAGCAGCUCCGACGGCGAGCUCUCGCGCCGGCCAUCUACGGCGGUCGUCGCCGGAUCCCAGCACCGCCAUCACCUCCCCUCCAUCAUCUCCAAGCCCUAUCUGCCUUCCCUAGGUCUGAUUCACCAAGAUUCUGCAGUUCAUGA